CCCAGUCGGGGCCAGAAAGCCGCAAAGCCGCGCCGGGGACCCGAAGGGACGGCCAGUCGCGAACAGGCCGGCCGUCUUGACGGGCUUCGCGUCGCUUCGCUCGCCGCCAGCGCGUUUCCUGUUCCUCAUUUGUCGCUUCUGCAAGUCUUCUCGCACAGUCUGGCACUUGCCACCGGGCGGCGGACGACGCACCACGCGAACAGCAUGCCAGGACUCAAGGUCGGCCACCCCCACAACGCCGAGUGCCGCGCCGUGCGCGAUGCGGUGUUCGCGGCGCGGCGCCAGGCGGCGGCGGCGGGCUGGCCCGAGGUGCCGGGCCACACCAGGGUGCCGGACUUCUUCGUCGGCCGCACGCUGCUGCUGACGGGCGCCACGGGCUUCCUGGGCCGCCUGGUCCUGGAGCAGGUGCUGCGGACGUGCCCCGACGUCGAGAAGGUGUACGUCGUGAUGCGGCCCAAGCGCGGCCUCGCCGUGCAGGAGAGGCUGCGCGUCGCCAUCUCGGACCCCCUGUUCGACCGGCUGCGCAAGGAGAAGCCCGGCGUCCUGGAGCGCAAGGUGCACGCCCUGGCCGGCGAGAUCGCCGAGCCCCGCCUCGGGCUGAGCGAGGAGGACGCCGCCCUGGUGUGCCGCGAGGUGUCCGUCUUCUUCAACGUGGCAGCCUCGGUGCGCUUCACGGAGCCCAUCAAGAAGGCCGUGCUCACCAACGUGGCCAGCGCCAAGGAGGCCGUGGAGCUCGCCAAGGCCAUGCCCAACCUCAAGGUCAUGAUACACGUGUCCACGGCGUACACCAACACCAACCAGCCCUUCCUCGAGGAGUGCGUGUACCCCACACAUCUGGACUGGAGGACGGUGCUCAAGGCUGUCAACGAGAUCCCCGACCCGGACACCCUCACCUUACUGGGGCCAAAGCUUCUGGGUUUCCAGCCAAACAGCUACACAUUCAGCAAGGCGCUGGCCGAACAGGUCGUGAACGAGGCGCGCUCCGAGAUCCCCGUCGUCAUCGUCAGACCGUCCAUCGUGCUGGGCACCGACCAGGACCCCUUCCCCGGCUGGAUCGACAACCUGUACGGCUUCUCGGCCUUCUGGGUGCUGGGCGGCAAGGGCAUCGUGGUGGCGUUCGACGUGGACGGCGCGGUCACCACCAACCUCAUCCCCGGGGACUGCGUGGCCAAGACCGUCAUCCUGGCCGCCUGGGCCAAGGGCAUCGGCAUCAACCUCAGUUCGAGAAAAGACUACGACGGCGUGGAGGUGGUGCACUCCGUAACCCUGGACCACAUGGGAGUCCGGCUGGAGGAGAUGGUGUUCUUCACCAAGGAGCUGAUGAACGGACUCACGGCGUUCCCGGGCGCGGUGCGCUCCCCGAGGGCCACCCUCACGCGGUCCAAGGCCGUGUAUGCCGUGCUGCACGUGUGGAACCACCUCAUAUUCGGCUGCGCGCUCGACCUGCUGGCGAGACUCACGGGGCAGAAACCCAGGAUGUUGGACAUUUACCGAAAAUGUGUGGUAGGAUUCGACUCCGUUAAAUACUUCACGCAGACCACCUUCCGCUUCAGUGCGGUCAACCAGUGGCGACUGCAAAGCCUGUUACUGCCAGAAGACACCAAAGACUACUGUUACCUCGAUUUCCUCACCAGAAAAGAUUCUGCUGAACAAUACAAAGAAUGGGCAGCAAAUACCAUCGGUGGAAUUGUCAAAUAUUGCCUACACGAAGAAUAUGAUCCUGCUAAGAGUAGUGAACACAUGUCAAGACUUUGGUGGAUUGAAACUGCGGUCCAGGCAACCCUAAUAUUAAUAAUAGUUGUGCGUUUAUGGACGUAUUUGUUUUAGAACACAGAAUGAUGUGAAGUCUGAGAGAUGGGAUAAGUAAGAAACAACACAUUUAUCUGAUAAUAAAGUUACUUUUGCUUUAUUUACAAUCUACAAAACUAACUGAUCAACACGCGCACACACACAUACACACACAAACACACCUACACACACACACACACACACACACUCACAGACCAUUCAUUCUUACAGGCAUGUUACUCAAUGACUUAUUCAAUAUUAUUUAUUUACAUUUGUUAAAAACACACACAUUCAAGCAAUCAACAAAUUGAGCAUUUGACUUAUAAUCCCCACAAGGAGAAUACACACACAGGCACACACAUAACAAAAUUUAUUUUAACAUAUUUAUAUUGAGACAAAAUUGUAACAUCCUACAAAGCAGCCCAUUGCAAUAUCACAUGUUUAUCAAGAAUGCAAAUCAUUGGUUCUAAUAAAAGUCCAUUGUAAUAGCU
Molecule: messenger RNA, 2279 nt
Organism: Thrips palmi
Lineage: Eukaryota; Metazoa; Arthropoda; Insecta; Thysanoptera; Thripidae
Product: fatty acyl-CoA reductase 1-like
Exons: 9
Coding region: 205-1827 (540 amino acids)
Biological process (GO): long-chain fatty-acyl-CoA metabolic process
Cellular component (GO): peroxisome
Molecular function (GO): alcohol-forming very long-chain fatty acyl-CoA reductase (NADP+) activity
Source: RefSeq, a predicted model, not a curated record